AGAAACAGCACUUAACAUGCACCAACUUCCGAUAUAAUCCGUGCCUGACAACCCCACCUCCAAUGCAGCUCAUGUACCCAAAGUCAAGCACAAACUAUACCCUUCAACUCCGCAACAAACCCAUUCCCUCCUCCAUAGUAACCGUCUUUCCCUACCAGAAUGACCGUCCGCGUCUUCAUCUACGGCUACCGCAAGCCCGGCCUCUCCCUGUCCACUUUCCGAGAGCGCUACGAAGCACACAUCGAUCUCGUGAGACGUAUCUCCGGCGAAGACUUCCCACUCUCGCACCGCCGUACCUAUAUAGCUCGCACAACCGUUGAUACCCCACCUGCUGGGGCGACGGCCCGCAACGCCACAACCCCGGCGACUAUCCUUCAGGGCCAGCAGUCGGACUUUGACUUUGAUACGACGGCUGAAUUGACCUUUGCUGAUCAGCCUUCUUUCCAGGCUUUUAUGGCUAAGGUGACGGCUCCUGAGGCGGCGGCGCAGAUUGCGGAGGAUGAGGAGCGGUUCUUUGAUCGGAAGAUGCUGAGUUUUGCUAUGAUUGGGGAGGUGGUGGAGACGAGGAAGUAGGGGUUGCUUGAGUGGUAAACAG
Aspergillus neoniger CBS 115656 is the source of this 595-nucleotide messenger RNA. Its product is annotated as EthD domain-containing protein. The coding region runs from base 160 to 573 and encodes 137 amino acids. Gene Ontology annotation, molecular function: oxidoreductase activity. The transcript has a single exon. Lineage: Eukaryota; Fungi; Ascomycota; Eurotiomycetes; Eurotiales; Aspergillaceae. The record is from RefSeq and is a predicted model, not a curated record.